UGCACCAGACUUUAGUUCUCAGAGUUUUCUCCUCUGUUAACAUGAAUUUUCAAUUAGCUUUGUCCUUAGUUGUGUUGCUCAUAUUUGGGCAAUGUCAGGUCAGAGACAAUGAUAUUGCUCUCAUCAUUCUACCAUCUCCAUUGGACCUAAACAAGUGCAUUCAACCAGUGACCCUUCCAGAUAUUCACGAACUCAAGAAUUUAUCCAACUGCAUUACCUUCGAUCAGAAUGUGAAAGAGACCUCCAAAGAACUCAUUCCAAAACAGACAUCACUUCUAAAAAACAAGUGUUUUGAGUUUGUUGGAAAAGACCAAAGACUAUGUGAAGAAUUUUGGGCCACAGACUCUCCGAACUCAUGCAAGGAGCCUAUGGGCAGUCCACUAAUCUGUUUGAAAAGCAAAAACAGUCAGCAGGUGCUAGUCGGGUUUGCUUCAGCUGCUGGUUGUUACAAAGGGUUUACGGUGUAUGUCAAUGUUGCCUUUCAUCAGAAAUGGUUGAAUCUGUUCUCCAAGGAAUUAAAGGAGCACCAAAGUAUUCCAAGUAAACUCAGGAAUAUAUUGACUCAGUGAAGAACCUUAUGUUGCAAAUAAUGGCAGUUGUGAUUCCUGAUUUCCUUACGAAAUAAAACAAGCUGUUCUUUGAAA
Octopus sinensis (East Asian common octopus) is the source of this 644-nucleotide messenger RNA. RefSeq names its product ovochymase-2. The record is from RefSeq and is a predicted model, not a curated record. Gene Ontology annotation, biological process: proteolysis. Lineage: Eukaryota; Metazoa; Mollusca; Cephalopoda; Octopoda; Octopodidae. Gene Ontology annotation, molecular function: serine-type endopeptidase activity. The transcript has 5 exons. Bases 42 to 569 code for a protein of 175 amino acids.